AUUUGCCCUAAUGUAAGCCCCGUUCUUCUUCCUGUGGAUCUGACGAUGGCAAUGGGAGCCGGCGCCGGCGGGGACAUGGGUGGCCACGAAAUGGGUAUGAUGGCGCCUCCGCCAGCUUCAUCUCCGGCGCAUCCCAUGGGCCACGGGAUGAUGCACAUGACCUUCUUUUGGGGCCAGCGCGCCGCGAUCCUCUUCUCCGGCUGGCCCGGCGACCGCGGCCUCGGUAUGUAUCUCCUCGCCCUCGCCUUCGUCCUCGUCCUCGCCGUCCUCGAGGAAGCCCUCUCCGCCGCCUCCCAGAGGUUCUCCUGGAGGCAAGCCUCCGGCGGGGGGAGCCGCGGGCCGGCCGAGGCGCUGCUUCUGACCGCGCUGCACGCCGUGCGCCUGGGGCUGGCCUACCUGGUCAUGCUCGCGCUCAUGUCGUUCAACGGUGGAGUAUUCUUGGCGGCCGUAGUCGGGCACGCGAUUGGAUUCCUCUUCACUCGGAGCGGACUCCUGGAGCGGCAGGCGGCCAGAUCUGGAAACGCCCAGCAACCUCCUUCUGCCAAGGCUGUUACCCAUCUACAUUAUGAAUUUUUGAAUUCUUCUGCCAUCACUACAAGAGCUGCUUCCACUGAAAGAGAGAAGCUGGUCAAUAGUUCCAUUCAUGGGGAAGGGAGUUCAUGGGAGUCCUAAUGGCUACCGGCUGGAGAUGGCUGUGAAGCCUCAGAGCGUCUGCUCUUCCCAUAAUUGCAUCUGAAGAGAAAUAGUGAUCGAAUAAGUAAAUCGACUUUUUUUUCCUAUUAUUAUCAGAAGAAGAAAUCACAAAGAUGGUAGUUAACCAUAUUGAGUGACAAAUCCACUGGGGAGACUUGUGUUCAGGUUCAGAGCCUGGGCCACUCUUGCCGGAAUAAACACAGUUGAACUAGCUGCUGCAUCACGAGCAAUAACAGAAUCAGGAAACAUCGAAGGCAAAGAAGACUAGCAAGUUUAUGUUUAAAAAGAUGAUUACUUGGCUUCUUUUCCGGCUCCGCCUUGCUCACUGCCGUGCGAGGUAGGAAGACGCCGGUGCCGGCUGACUCAUUUCGCGCGCUGGAGCGGCAAAGGAAGACUGCUGGCGUCCCGGAUUGUGAAAGGGGAUGGUGCCGGAGCAGAAGUGGGGUCCGUAGCGAAGGAGAAGAGCCGGGGGUGCCGCUGCCACCGUAGCUGAGUCCUCUUCUUGCGUGUAGUUGCUGCUGCAGUAACUGUUGCUGCUUCAGGUGAAGGAGCUGAAGGUUCAGAAGCCAGCGCUCGUGAUGGCUUCGCCUGCGACGCUCCGCGUCGUCGAGGUCGGACCUCGCCGCCCCUUUUCCAGCAGCCCGAUUCAACAGAUCCCUCGUCUUCGGCGGUGGCAAGAGACCAAGAUUAAGACUCGCAUAACUCAACAAAGUUCGAAUCCCACGAAAGUUCUCACCUUGUCUCCACCGCUGAGGAAAGUGCGGCCGCCCAUGUUGCUUCCUUCCUCUUCCUCGUGCUUCCCCUCGCGGUCGACGAAGAACUCGUUGAAGAAUCCAUCGUCAAGUAGCUCGGAGGGAAGCUGAAAAUCCUCCGCCAUAAGCUGAAGCAGCACUGU
This is a messenger RNA of Zingiber officinale, 1588 nucleotides long. Its product is annotated as copper transporter 1-like. The coding region runs from base 46 to 672 and encodes 208 amino acids. Gene Ontology annotation, cellular component: plasma membrane. Gene Ontology annotation, molecular function: copper ion transmembrane transporter activity. Gene Ontology annotation, biological process: copper ion transmembrane transport; intracellular copper ion homeostasis. The transcript has 2 exons. Lineage: Eukaryota; Viridiplantae; Streptophyta; Magnoliopsida; Zingiberales; Zingiberaceae. The record is from RefSeq and is a predicted model, not a curated record.